This is a messenger RNA of Trichoderma aggressivum f. europaeum, 4449 nucleotides long. RefSeq lists its product as uncharacterized. Gene Ontology annotation, molecular function: catalytic activity; protein binding. NCBI's taxonomy places the organism in Eukaryota, Fungi, Ascomycota, Sordariomycetes, Hypocreales, Hypocreaceae. The coding region runs from base 1 to 4449 and encodes 1482 amino acids. Gene Ontology annotation, biological process: nucleoside metabolic process. The transcript is spliced from 3 exons. The record is from RefSeq and is a predicted model, not a curated record.
AUGACAGAUCGGGACUUGUACACGGUUGGAUGGAUUUGUGCCAUCACCGCAGAACUCGUCGCAGCCUUGGCAUUUCUGGACGAGGAGCACGACCACCCGACAGACCUGGAUCCAAAUGACUUCAACAACUAUGCGCUUGGCAAGAUUUCCGGCCAUUACAUCGCAAUUGCUUGCCUACCCGACGGCGGAAAUGGAAUAGCUGCUGCUGCUGGCGCUGCGACUAAUCUAUUGCGAAGCUUUCCAAACAUCCGCUUUGGAUUAAUGGUCGGCACCGGAGGGGGUGCUCCAACAAGCCGUCACGAUAUCAGGCUCGGCGAUGUAGUUGUCAGUACUCCUGGAGAGGGCAAAGGAGGAGUUUUCCAAUACGAUUUCGGCAAAACCAUCCAGAACCAAUCUUUUGUUGAAACAGGCUUCUUGGAUCAGCCCCCACAGUUGCUACGAACAGCGGUAGCCGGGCUGAAGGCUUACUACGAAACGAAUGGCCAUAAGCUUACCGAAGAGGUCGACAAGGCUCUUCAAAGGAAGCCGCGACUACAAAAGGCAUACAGUCGUCCACAGACUGGCGAUAUACUGUAUAAGUCUGCCUAUACACACAUAUCUGCAUCAUCAGAAGAUUGCGAGGCAUGUGACGACGAUCCUUGCAACUAUAUACCACGACGUCCGAGAGAUGAGAACGACGACGAUCCUGCUAUUCAUUAUGGAUUGAUUGCUUCCGCCAAUCAACGGAUGGAAAAUGCAAUAAUUCGUGACAAAUUCGCAAUGGAAAAGGGCGUCUUAUGCUUUGAAAUGGAGGCAGCGGGACUGAUGAAUCAUUUCCCAUGUCUUGUCAUUCGUGGGAUAUGCGACUAUGCCGACACUCACACAAACGAUAAAUGGAAAGGAUACGCAUCCAUGAUGGCGGCGGCGUACGCGCGAGAUCUCAUCCGCCGACUUAUUCCUGGCCAAGUGCAGAAGGGGAAAACAGCAAAUGAGAUUUUACUCAGAGGUUUAACGGGCCAAGUGAGCGAGCUUACUCACAACACCGACAAGAUCGCCUAUAAACUUGAUCUCGCGAAACUGUCAAUCGCCGACGGCGCAGAGUAUGGUUCUUACGCGGACCAGCACGAAGAUGAAUGCCUUCAAGGAACUCGGACUAAGAUUCUUCAUGAUAUUGAAGAGUGGGCAACGUCAUUAUCGAGCAAAUGCAUAUUCUGGUUAAAUGGAAUGGCGGGCACUGGAAAAUCUACAAUAUCCAGAACGACAGCGAGAAGCCUCCGAGAAAACAACCUAUUGGGUGCCUCGUUCUUCUUCAAAAGGGGUGAGGCGGACCGCGGAAACGCUACACGUUUUUUCUCGACCAUCGCAUCACAGCUUCAAACUAAAAUCCCCGGAAUGGCCGAUCAUUUAAGAAAAGUCAUCGAAUCUGAACCUCAAAUAUCGACUAAAUCGCUGAAAGAGCAGUUUGAAAGACUGAUGCUUGAACCAAUAUCCUGCUUGAAGCCUGUUAAUAGCCAGCCUUCAAUCUUGGUGGUGGUGAUUGAUGCCUUGGAUGAGUGUGAUGAGAACAAAGAUGUCCAAACCAUACUUGAUCUGAUUCCGCGGCUACAAACAAGUAAAUGUAUAUCCUUUCGAGUAUUUAUCACCAGCCGCCCAGAACUACCAAUUCGACUUGGGUUCAAAGCGAUGGAAGAGGACGAUCAUCAGGACCUCAUCCUUCAUCAGAUCCCUGAAGCCGAUAUUGAAUACGACAUUCGUUUUUACCUACAACACAGAUUUUCUGAUAUUCGCAAAUCCAGGAUGCUACCACCAGAAUGGCCUGGUGAGACAAACAUCAACACUCUUGCCAAGAUCUCCAUUCCUUUAUUCAUUUUUGCCGCGACCAUGUGUCGUGUGUUUGAUGACCAUGACCUGGACCCCAAAAAAUGUUUGGAUGAGUAUCUGAAGUAUGAGGCGGAAGACUCCAAACUGGACGCGAUAUACCUGCCAGUGCUGAACCGAAUAUGUACGAAAUACAGUGACAGUGACAGACGCAAAGACCAAUUCAUCCAGGGUAUUAGGGAAGUGGUCAGUGCGAUCAUUCUUCUUCGAGAUCCAUUGCCAAUUGUCUCGCUCUCGAAACUCAUUGAUAUUCCCACUGCGGAAAUCAACUUAAGACUGAAUUCAUUGCACUCAGUCUUAAAUAUCCCUAAUGAUGAAACUUUGCCGAUUAGGCUCUUCCAUCUGUCAUUUCGUGACUUUUUAUUAGAUCCUCAAACUCCUACAAAAACGGCAAUCUGGACAGAUGAGGAAGCUACAAACCAUAAGCUAUUUAUUCAGUGUCUCAACAUCAUGAGCACUUGUUUGAAGCAGAAUAUCUGCAAUCUCUCAAGCUACUCUAUCAACCGCAAAGAUAUAACUAAUGAAAUCAUUAGCCAACAUUUAUCACAGCCGUUGGAGUAUUCGUGCCGUUAUUGGGCUGAGCACUUGAUCCGAGGUGAAGGCCGAACAGAGAAUCUCCAAUCUUUUCUGGAAAUGCACUUACUCCAUUGGAUGGAGGCAAUCACUAUUUUAGAUUCCGUACCAGGACUUAUUCUAGAUUUAAGAUAUCUGAAGGAGAUCGCACAGGAUAAUUAUGACCAUGAACUGUCAGAGCUCGUUCAUGACGCUAUACGAUACAUUCUCAGAAAUGAAGACAUAGUAAAGGAAGAACCCCUUCAACUUUACGUUUCGGGAUUACUAUUUGCCCCAACAUCAUCUGCAAUUAAACGACACUUCGGCCGAGAAUUGCCAGAUUUCAUCUCGAUGACACACAAUGUCGAUAGUUCCUGGGGCGCAGAAUUAGGAGUACUCCCAAGCUCUGAACAUCCCACCUGCGGGGCGCUUUCCCCAACUGAUUCAAUACUUGCAGCUGCGUAUAAGGAUUUGACGAUACGGCUCUGGAGCACUAUGACAGGCCAAUUCCUAAACUGGUGGAAGACCGGUGAAUCGACUGGUGAAUCGACUGGUGAAUCGACUGGUGAAUCGACUGGUGAAUCGACUGGUGAAUCGACUGGUGAAUCGACUGGUGAAUUAGGCCCGAUCCGAGCCAUUGCAUUCUCAUCAGACGGUAAAUUGCUUGUAUCCUGCUCUACCGGUCCAGGAAAACUACAGUUCUGGGAUACCGAACAUGGCACCUUGCAUAGCAACUUUGAUGAGGAUGUAGCUGAGGUUACGUCUCUGGUCUUUACUGAUAACAAUCGAGUGCUGGCGUCACCAUCUGAGAGUUGGGACUUUUUGACUUGGGAUCAUGCCACAGGUAUUCAGCACCACACGCUCGCAAAUCCUCUCUCGGAAAAUGCGUAUACGAAAUUUUCGCCCAACGGCUUGAUACUAGCAUGUCGUGAUUCUGGAGCGGUUAUAGAUCUCUGGGAUGUCAACACAAAUGAUUUGCAACAUACACUGGUGGGCCAUGCCAGCUUUAUUUUAUGUUUAAGUUUUUCUACAGACGGUCGAUUAUUAGCCUCCGGUGACGAAGAGGGCACCGUAAUUGUUUGGGAUACGACCUCAGGAGUUCAACGGGAGCACAUAAUGAAGCAUAUGGGACUGGUUCUUGAUAUAACUUUCUCACCGGGAGGGCAACUGCUGGCGUCAAUUCAUGGGCAUUUGGAUCCGGAAACAGAUAAAUAUGAAGACGAAAUUGCUGUUUGGGAUCUCAAAGGAUACAGUUUGACCCAAAUUUUGAGAGACCAAUAUGGAAGUACUCUUUUUAUUCUCUUUUAUCGACACGAUGAAACCCUGAUAUCUGCCGGCGGACCUAUUAGGCUCUGGGAUGCCACUGAUGUAUCACAAAAUCGACAACCACAUGAUUCUCGUGUCACAUCUAUCGUCUUUUCACUCGAUGGUCAGCUUCUAGCUACUGUGUGCCGUACUGGCAGAAUCCUCAUCUGGAAUGUGGCCAGUGAAAGCUCGAUUCAGAAUCUAGGGGACCGGUACAACGGUCACGUUUUGGCCUUUUCACCCUGCAAUACGAUGUUGGCAUUCAGUUCGUCCCCUCAAGUCAUCGAACUAUGGAAUAUCAACACAGAGGCCCAACAGUCUAGCAUUGAUGCCUUUGGUGAAGUCUAUUGUGUCGCCUUUUCGCCAGAUGCUCAACUAGUAGCAUGUCUGGUUGGCUAUCAAGACAUCAAGAUUUGGGAUAUCUCUACUCGUACAUUGAGUCUUACUAUACGCAAUUCAUAUUUCUAUCCGCCUAUUAACUCAAUUAGCCCCCAUGGCGUAGUGGCAUACGCCUGGAGGUCUUACGGUAUUUCCCCGGGUAUUCGUAAGGCAGUCGGUUCAAAUCCGGCUGGGGGACCCCACGCUAGCAGACUAACCAUCCUGCUUAUCAAAUGGUCAAAACGCCGCGACACUUGGGUCCUUGGGCCGGACCCAACGGCUGCUGCCCGAAGUCGAUAUAUAAUCGGGCCGUACCCUGCACGACAGCAGAGACCUAGCCUAACAGUAUUAAACUAA